CACUUUGCACAGACUGCUGCAGCCAGGGGGUAAACCGCCGGAAAGCCAAUCAACAUCCUUACAAGGAGAGACGGGUGCGGUCUAGAUGGAGUUCCCUGGGGCAGCAGAAGACCCAGAGCAAAGGUCGUUCAUCGACCCGGUGUGGUUGCAGCAGUGGGGACUUGGGCCACAAAACGCUCUGGACUACUUUGCUCUCAGCCCUUUCUACGACAAAGCAUGCAACAAUGAGCAGUGCAGGAUGCAGAGCGUGGAUCCAAGGGAAGGGCUGCUGAACCUAACUGGCCUAGAGUUCAUGUUGGUGGAGCUCCCACCAGAAAUGUCUUUCUUGCCACCGGGGCAACCAGCUCCAGCCGGGCCGCAGCCUCGACGUCUCUUCGUAAUCAAAAAACAAGUACGCAAGAGCCCGAGUUCGGUUGAGGUCCAGGCGAUCUACUACAUCAUGGAGGGCGUCAUCUACCAAGCUCCCACGGUGCAAAAGCUCAUCAAGUCUCGUCUAAACAAGUUCACCCACCAUCUCAACAACGCCUUUGUGGAGUUGUCCAAGCUGGCGAAGCUGAGAGACUCUGGCGGGGGCUACGACUGGGCUUGGCAGAAGGAGGCUAAAGAUCUGCAGGAGAAGGCAGAGGCAGCCGAAGGUGUUGGUGUGGCAGAGGAAGACAGAGACGCGAAAGCGGCCCUCAAGCUUUCCAUGGACAACAUUCUCAUGGGUCUGGUGGAGAAGUACAUCGACGGAGACGGAGAGGGCAAGGAAGGGAAGGAACCCGCCGCUAGAGGGGCAAAACGGAAGGCCGACGGCGAAGCCGUGACUAGCGCUUCUCUCGAUGCGGCAAGUGCUGCCGCUACCAGCUCCAAUGCUACCAGCACUGCUGCUACCAGUAGUGCCACACCAACGACGGGCGGGAUGACGAAAACCCUUGCGGCAACGAAGCCCACUCGAUGACACGUACAGUAUGAUGGCGGCGUUGUCGUGGAAAGGAGGUUUUUAGGGGAUCUGUUGCCUCAAAAAUUAUACCACAGGUGGCGUAGUUCUUCCUUGUGAGUCUAGAAUGUUCGCCUUCGGUUACGUGUGCAGCGUUGGUUGUACUACUCUGUUUAUCGUGGUCGGGUAGACGUUUUGUGCCUACAGUGCAGCCUUCCUGCAAAAGCCGUGCAAUACGCUGCCGUUUACUGUACAAAGUUGAUGUGACGUAAUAAUAUUGGUGGUUUACGCUUGGUCUGAGAAAAUCGAGUGUGCAUAAACUCUG
Messenger RNA from Ectocarpus sp. CCAP 1310/34, 1244 nucleotides. The record is from the annotation of a GenBank genome assembly. NCBI's taxonomy places the organism in Eukaryota, Phaeophyceae, Ectocarpales, Ectocarpaceae.